GGUUCAGAGUGGAAAGGUUGACAAGAUGAAGAAAUGGCAGCCGGCGCGCUGCGGUGUUGGCAGUGACCAAAAUGGCUCAUUUCUCGAUAGACCAUUGCUCACACCGACACGGAUUACUUUAAUAUGAGGAAUUUACUUCCAAAUAGAUACAUUCAACUAGGAACGCGUUUCUAAGACUUUGAAGCAUGGCUUUACUGUAUGAGAUGGUUUGGCGCUUUUUGCACGCGCUGCUGUAUGUGCAGCGCGCGCUGGUCGCCUGGUUCCGAGUCCACAUCUGGAGGUGGAAACGGGCCGUGGUGGGCUUAUUGCUGCCGCUUGCCCUCGGCUUUCACAAUCCGAAAAAGACUGGAGCCAUAGGCAAACGGACCAGCCGCCGGGUUCGCUGGGGAGCCGAUGGCAGGACGUUAGAGAAGCUGCCUCUUCAUGUGGGGUUGUUGAUCACUGAGGAGGAGAUCCACUUCACUGACGUCGCCAAUCUAGUGGUCUGGUGCAUGGCAGUGGGCAUCUCAUAUAUCAGUGUGUAUGAUAGUCAAGGUGUCUUCAGGAGGAAUAACUCCAGACUCAUGGAGGAGAUCCUGAAACAGCAACAGGAGCUUUUGGGAAUGGACAUCUCCAAAUACUCGGUGGAGUUUAUGAAGAAUGGUACAGAUACUUCAGAUAAACAAGAGCAUCAAGUUUUACCUUGUCAGUCAGUGGUGAAAGUCUUAUCUCCAGACGAUGGGCGGCUCAGUAUCGUCCAGGCAGCCCAGCAGCUCUGCAGGGCCGUUGAGCAGAAGGAAAAGACAAUCAAAGACAUUAACGUCACUGUGCUGGACUCAUUACUCAGAGAGUCAAAGAACAUACCGGACCCAGACCUGGUGCUGAAGUUCGGCCCUGUGGAAUCCACACUUGGAUUUCUUCCCUGGCACAUUAGACUAACAGAGAUUAUCUCCAUGCCGUCCCACGUAGAUGUCUCUUACGAUGACCUGUUCGGUGCUCUGCAGCGCUAUGCGACGUGCGAGCAGCGGUUGGGCAAGUGAGGAUCAGUCUGCAGAACAGAACAGAAGGAACUGAACGAGCGAGAGGGGAUGGAGGGGGUCCGUCCCUCUCUUCAUGUUUACAGUACAAGCACUGGAACCUCAGCGCCAGCAAUCCGCUGCUGCUGCUCUUCUCCGCCAAGACCUGCCAGGCGUCUCUCUCUCUCUGUGCGUGUGUGUGUGUGUGAUUAUACUUGUGCGUUUGUGUACGUGUGAGUCUCCCGUGAGUAACUACACGCAGAAAAGGGCGCAAGCGCUUCCCUGCAAACAGGCCGGUCGCUCGAGGAGCUUGUU
Sinocyclocheilus grahami is the source of this 1310-nucleotide messenger RNA. RefSeq names its product NUS1 dehydrodolichyl diphosphate synthase subunit (gene nus1). The record is from RefSeq and is a predicted model, not a curated record. The coding region runs from base 186 to 1019 and encodes 277 amino acids. Gene Ontology annotation, molecular function: ditrans,polycis-polyprenyl diphosphate synthase [(2E,6E)-farnesyl diphosphate specific] activity. NCBI's taxonomy places the organism in Eukaryota, Metazoa, Chordata, Actinopteri, Cypriniformes, Cyprinidae. The transcript is spliced from 5 exons. Gene Ontology annotation, cellular component: dehydrodolichyl diphosphate synthase complex; endoplasmic reticulum membrane.